Molecule: messenger RNA, 1407 nt
Organism: Mobula hypostoma (lesser devil ray)
Lineage: Eukaryota; Metazoa; Chordata; Chondrichthyes; Myliobatiformes; Myliobatidae
Product: testis-specific serine/threonine-protein kinase 1-like
Exons: 1
Coding region: 1-1407 (468 amino acids)
Biological process (GO): intracellular signal transduction; protein phosphorylation
Cellular component (GO): cytoplasm
Molecular function (GO): protein serine/threonine kinase activity; ATP binding
Source: RefSeq, a predicted model, not a curated record
AUGGACGAUGGAAUGGUCUUGAAGAAACGAGGCUACACCUUGGGUGUCAACCUAGGAGAGGGGUCAUACGCCAAAGUCAAGUCUGCGUACUCAGAACGCCUGAAGACUAACGUGGCCGUAAAGAUCAUUGAUAGGAAAAAGGCACCUGCUGACUUUCUGGAGAAAUUCCUACCCCGCGAGCUGGAGAUCCUGGCCAUGCUUAACCACCGCUACAUCGUCAAAACCUUUGAAAUUUUUGAGACUUCUGACGGGAAGGUUUACAUUAUCAUGGAGCUGGGUGUGCAGGGAGACUUGUUGGAGUUCAUCAAAACCAGGGGCUCCCUGCCGGACGAGGUGUCACGGAAGAUGUUCCGGCAGCUGGCUCUAGCCAUCAAGCAUUGUCACGAACUGGGUGUGGUCCACCGGGACCUCAAGUGUGAGAACCUCCUCCUAGAUAAGGACUUCAAUAUCAAACUCUCUGACUUCGGCUUCGCCAAGCGGUGCAGUAUUGAUGACCAAGGGAGACCCCUGCUCAGUAAAACCUUCUGCGGCUCUGCAGCGUAUGCAGCUCCUGAGGUUCUACAAGGGAUCCCUUACCAGCCCAAAGUGUAUGAUGUCUGGAGCCUUGGGGUGAUCCUUUUCAUCAUGGUGUGUGGAUCAAUGCCGUACGAUGACUCCAAUAUCAAAAGGAUGCUCAGGAUACAGAAGGAACACAGAGUAGAUUUCCCUCGAUCGAAGGUGGUGCCUCCUGAAUGCAAAGAGCUGAUCUACCGCAUGCUCCACCCGGACACCAGUAAGCGUCUCACCAUUGAAGAGGUGUUGGAGCAUCCCUGGCUCAUCACCAGCAAGAUGAAAGACUCUUCUGCGCCCAAAAAAUCGGAGGCGACCUCGGAGAAGCAUGGGCACAAGAAGGAGGAGAAGCACAAUGGGAAAAGCGAGCAAAAGCACGACCAGAAGUACCAGUGGGAGCUCGAAACGGGGCACGAAUGGGUUGACACGAAGCACGAGGCAAAGCAUGAGUGGAUGAACAUGAAGCGAGACAGGGCAGAGAGCAAGCAGGAGGAGCGAGCUCAGGAGGAGCGAGCUCAGGCCGAGCUCGAAGCCCACCGCACAAACAGGGCUGAAGAAGGGGAGCUGAAAUCAGAGUACAAGGAAGGGACCAAGACCGGGUUGAAGCAGGACAAGUCCAGAACAGAAAGCGUGAUUAGUGGCAAACUAGUGGACGCCAGAGUGGAGCCGAAAAGCAGCCGCCGCAAAUCUCGGAGCUUGAGAGCAAGCAACGAGGAUCAGCCCGAUGACAGCGAAGUUUACCCUGACCAGGAGAGCCUGAUUGAUGCACAGAGCAAAGCCGAGCUGAAAAAAGUUAGUUCCAAAAAGUCAAAAUCUGUGGAAAAGAAGGGCAAACAUUCAAGCAAAUCCCGUGCCUAG